GGAAGUCAGAGGAAACUUUCUUCCCCAUAAGAAGGAAGACCACUUCUUACUUCUUCCAGUAAGACCACAGUGGGCCACUGAGUCAGGGCAUGAAUCCUCAUCUCAGGAUUAAUGGUCCGAUGAACAUCAACCAUUACGCGACGAAGAAGAGUGUGGCAGAGAGCAUGCUGGAUGUGGCGCUUUUCAUGGCCAACGUCACCCAGCUCAAAGCAGUGCUGGAGCAGGGGGCCUCCUUUCAGUACUACGUCACCCUGAUCGUGCUCAUCAGUGUCUCUCUCUUCUUCCAGGUGGUAAUUGGGAUUCUCCUCAUCAUCUCAGCUCGUUUGAACCUGAAUGAUGUCGCAAAGCAACCCCGCCUAAAUAUCCUCAACAAUGCCGCCACAGCUCUCAUCUUCAUCACAGUCAUCCUCAACAUCUUCAUCACGGCCUUUGGGGUGCAGAAGACUGGCCUCUACCCUACCAGGAAUUAUAGAGGACCUUAUUAAGUCAUGGGGCAAGAGAGUCAGGAUAGGGGCAGCGCGACUGAUGGGGUGAAGCUCUCCUCUACGUUUUUACUGAUGUCAGCAAAAUCCCGUCAUCCCACCGAAUCCAGAGAACUCGGUUAAACUUUCAAAACUGUACGUGUUUUGUUUCAUACAAGCCCUUCAGUGCUUUUGCAGUUCUGCAGGGGUGAAAACUUGCAUUGCUUUUCAAAGGUAGAACAAACUCUGAGUGAUUUCUAGUGAGAGCUGUAGGAACAGCAGCAGCGAGGCAAUUUCAAAGUAGUCCUGUAAAUCUUUUCUCGUAUUUUAGCUGCCUGCUUCUCAUAUGUAACAUUACACCAUUUUGUAGAGAAGCCCGAACAGUUUAUUUUAUAGGCUAAAUAAACAAAAAAUGUCCAGCUUUUCUGUCUCAAGCAUAAUUUGCUAUAUUUAAAGCAAUGCUCUCUAGUAGUUUAUAUCCCAAAUAUAGCAGUGGAUUUUUUUAAACUAAAAAGAAGUUCUCAUGGGAGGUUAAAAAAGUGUGUGUAUGUCAGUGCAGCUAAAAAGAGUUCAAAUGUUUUCCUAGCUGUUUAAAAAUAAAAUUAAAUGGGAAACACUUAAGAAAACAAUAAAAUAUUUCCAGCAUAGGAAAAUGAACAAUGACAGAAAAUAGAUAUUAUGUUCUGAUGUCAUCAUCAGAGUCCUAUCAGGAACACUGUCUGAGUAGCCUGAUGAUAUCUAGGAUUAAAAAAAAAAAAGAGAGAGAGAUAAACUCAUUAUACAUAAUGAGACACCUUAGGCUAAUUGCCACACUGAGAAACAGCAGGUACAUAGUGUAUUACUUUUUUAAAAAAAUCAGCAUUAUAAUUUAAGAUGUUAUCAUUAACAUAAAUGUUUUAAAAUAUGUAAUUUUUAUAUUGACAAU
Molecule: messenger RNA, 1386 nt
Organism: Rhea pennata
Lineage: Eukaryota; Metazoa; Chordata; Aves; Rheiformes; Rheidae
Gene: NINJ2
Product: ninjurin 2
Exons: 4
Coding region: 90-485 (131 amino acids)
Biological process (GO): tissue regeneration; cell adhesion
Cellular component (GO): membrane
Source: RefSeq, a predicted model, not a curated record